Polyodon spathula (Mississippi paddlefish) is the source of this 2931-nucleotide messenger RNA. It is a transcript of the gene ercc8, whose product is annotated as excision repair cross-complementation group 8. Gene Ontology annotation, cellular component: nucleotide-excision repair complex; Cul4A-RING E3 ubiquitin ligase complex. The transcript has 12 exons. NCBI's taxonomy places the organism in Eukaryota, Metazoa, Chordata, Actinopteri, Acipenseriformes, Polyodontidae. The record is from RefSeq and is a predicted model, not a curated record. Bases 218 to 1426 code for a protein of 402 amino acids. Gene Ontology annotation, biological process: proteasome-mediated ubiquitin-dependent protein catabolic process; protein polyubiquitination; transcription-coupled nucleotide-excision repair. Gene Ontology annotation, molecular function: protein binding.
UGUCAGUAAGUUUGUUAUGAAGCAUCGUUUUUGUUGUUAUUUAAUUAUUUUGAUUAGAGAUUUAUUUUUCGAUUUCUAAUUCAACGGUGAACAUGUAUGAUCUCGUCGUUUAAAGCUUAUAUUGAAAUAUGAAUUCGUUAUGUUUUUGAUUAAUAAUCAAAUCAUUACUUAAUAAUAGUAUAACAAAUAGGAUUUACAAUCUCGCUGAUGACACAACAUGUUGGGGUUGCUGUCAGCUAGACAGACUGGAUUAGACGAUCCUCUUCGCCUCAAACGAGCUGAAGUUACGAGAAGGGUGCUCAGCUUGGAGUUAAACAAAGACCGGAAUGUGGAACAGAUUCAUGGGAAUGGGGUGAACACUCUUGAUAUCGAAGCUAUUGAAGGACGAUACAUGUUGUCAGGUGGGGCAGAUGGAGUCAUUGUCAUAUAUGACCUUGAGAAUUCCAGCAGGAAGCCACAGUAUACAUGCAAAUCAGUAUGUACAGUGGGCAGAUCCAAUCGCCAUAAACACCAGUUCAGUGUGGAGACAGUCCAGUGGUAUCCACACGAUACUGGCAUGUUCACAUCAAGCUCUUUUGAUAAGACUCUGAAAGUAUGGGACACUGAGACUUUACUUCCAGCUGAGGUUUUCCAUUUUGAAGGGAAUGUAUAUUGUCAUAACAUGUCUCCAAUCGCAAGGAAACAUAGUUUGAUAGCAGUUGGUACCAAAGACCCCAAAGUACAGCUUUGUGACUUGAAGUCUGGUUCCCGUAUACACAUUCUACAGGGUCACAGGGGUGAAGUGCUGUCUGUGAAGUGGUCCCCUCGAUACGAACACAUUCUGGCAACAGCAAGCACUGACAGCAGAGUGCGACUCUGGGAUGUGAGGAAAGCUUCCGGAAGUUUGUUCACAUUAGACCAGCAUAAUGAUGAGAAGUCCAAAGCCUCUUCAGAGGCAGCUAACACCGCACAUAACGGUCAUGUCAAUGGGCUGUGCUUUACCAGCGAUGGGCUCUGCCUUCUGACCACUGGCACAGACGACCGCAUGAGACUCUGGAACAGCUCAACUGGGGAGAACACACUGGUUAACUAUGGCAAAGUCUCCAAUGAAAGCCGUAAAGGCCUGAAGUUUACUGUCUCCAGCGGUUGCAGUCCGGAGUUUGUGUUUGUACCCUGUGGUGGUACUAUUGCAAUGUAUGCCCUUUAUACUGGUGAACUGAUAACCAUGCUCAGGGGGCACUAUAACAGUGUGGACUGCUGUGAAUUCCAUCCUGAUUUCCAGGAUCUAUACAGUGGGGGCAAGGACUGCAACAUCCUUGCCUGGGUUCCAACACCUCGCAAACCUGCUAUUGAAAAUGAGGAUGAAGAAUCCAAAAAAACUGGAGGACAGUCGAGCUUCAAUCCCGCUUUUCAAGAUGCUUGGAGCAGCAGUGAUGAGGAGGGAUGAACCUCUGCUAUCAUUGAAUGAUGGACUUUUUAUUGAACUGUAAACUCAUGAAAAUGGAGGUCAAGACUGUAUUACCUUGUAGUAACAGGGUCAGGAAGCAGAGAACAGUAAUUCUACUCCAGGGCUAAUUAAGUAGAAUAAAAUAACUACUUUGGGACUUGGAUGGUUUAAUUGAUUUGGAUUUUUUUAGAACAUAGUUGGAGUAAACAGGUGUAUCUGAAGGGCUAAACACAAAUGCAUUGUAGCUCCCUUUUUUUAGACUUUUCCAACAGAAUAUUCAGAGGAUGUACAAAAAAUGCUAAUCAUGUGCCAUAUGUAACACACACACACAUGCUUUGUGCAAAUGGGCUGAGGGGCAGUACAGUUUGAUUUCUUAAGCAAAUGGAAUCUGCGAUGUGUAUCUGGAUUAAAUAAAAACAGUUUUAGUCGCAAUGUGCAACACAGCUGAUCUGUAACAGUGAAGGCUAUUUCGUUUCGGUUCCUUGAUUUAGACACAAGAAAUCCAAAAAGGUAAUGUCUUUCAUGAAAAUCUGGAGUGGUAAUAAUAUCCUGUCUUGAUAAUACCACUUUGCACCAUAGCAUUUUAUAACUUGAAACUGUCAUCUGGUUAAAUGAUUUACCAUGCUCAAUAACCAUAUAGAAAACAGAGGAGACAGAUGUGUUUUCUUUAUCCAUGUGUAACUUUUUUACCUUCAUAUUUAGGAUUAUUUCUGAAUAAAAUUUAUAAAUUUAUAAAAAAAAAAAAAAAGAUCCUCAGAAAACAUGUUGCUGUUAAUUCUGUUUUUUCUCCUAAUGUAUUCUGUCUAUCAAGGUGAAUAAUGCAUUUUAAACAAUUUUACAUAUUUGAGUUUAUUUAUUUAUCCAUUGUGGGGAAAACCAGAAUUUGAUUAGAUAAUUCAUGCUUACGGGGCUACCAAACUGAUACAUUUUCAAGUUCUUUUUUUUGUUUUUAAUGGAGACUGGGAUACAUUAGUGUGCUAAUUGCAGAUCGUGACAUUAUGAGUAGUGCUAGUUAUGUAUAGUACUGAUUAAAAUUAAACCAGAAACACAUUCAUUAUCAUCAUCUUUAUCAUUUAACAUUCAGCCAACCAAAAAUGUAUCCUAGGUUAAGGUGUAGCUAUCAACACUUCUCUUACACUUACCAUUUUUCUUUGGAAUGCUUUUUGGUCAUCAUUUCUCCUCUUUUUUAGUAUAUUCCUUUUGUAUAUUCCAAGCUAGAUAGCACACCAGGGAUUGAGCAAAAUGGUGGUAAUAAGUUCACCAUAACCCUAGCAAAACAUAAAACACAGAGUACAUGCUGAUAGAACAAAAACAUCUAUUUUGAGGGUGGAAAUAGGGGAGACCGGGGCUGGUUGUCACACUUCUUCUCUUUAUUAUUUUCCUCAAUCUGGUGACAUGCUGCGAGGUUCUCAUUAUAUUGAAGAAUAAUUCCUCACGUGCAAAUUGAUGUUUUUUUAUUUCAACAUAACUUUAUUCCAAAUAUGAUAUUUAGAUGGUUGAAAAUG